This is a messenger RNA of Stegostoma tigrinum, 901 nucleotides long. Its product is annotated as probable G-protein coupled receptor 139. Gene Ontology annotation, molecular function: G protein-coupled receptor activity. The coding region runs from base 32 to 901 and encodes 289 amino acids. The record is from RefSeq and is a predicted model, not a curated record. Gene Ontology annotation, cellular component: membrane. The transcript has 2 exons. Lineage: Eukaryota; Metazoa; Chordata; Chondrichthyes; Orectolobiformes; Stegostomatidae. Gene Ontology annotation, biological process: G protein-coupled receptor signaling pathway.
UGUACAAGGAGCUGGGAAUCUCUUUCAGAAAAUGCACGGGAUACCAAGAGGUUUGGUCUUCGCCAUUUACUAUCCAAUCCUUGCAGCUGUCGGAGUUCCAGCAAACUUGGCAGUGAUUGUGAUCCUCCCUCAAAGAACAUGUGGUCUGUCAAGGUGCAUCCUUUUCUACCUGUUGGCCAUGGCGGUGACAGAUUUACUGAUCAUGGUAAUAGUUGUAAUAUUAAACCGGAUUGUUGGGAUUUAUUUCCCAUUCAGCAUCCUUUCUAUGACUUCAAUAUGUAGCAUUCGUGCGGUUUUAAAUUUUGCAGGCGUUGAUAUUUCUGCCUGGUUAACAGUCGCUUUUACCUUUGAUCGUUUUGUGGCCAUUUCUUGCCAGAAGCUAAAAAUAACGUAUUGCACUGUGAGGACAGCAGCAUGGGUUACAGUAUUCAUUUCUGCAGUGGUUGGUGUGAAAAAUACUUUUAUGUAUUUGGUGUAUGAACCCAUGUAUGUAGUGAACAAUGUAGCCUGGUUCUGUGGUGUAAAAGCAAUAUUUUAUAAGUCACCAGAAUGGGCUGCCUAUGAUUGGAUUCGGAUCAUUUUGACGCCUUGCCUCCCAUUUAUCCUAAUUUUACUGCUCAAUGCUCUGACUGUCAGACACAUUCUAGCAGCAAAUAGGGCCCGCAGGAGACUCCGAACACAGAGCAAUGGAGAGAAACAGAGUGACCCAGAGAUGGAGAAGCGGAGGACAUCCGUUGUUUUACUCUUUGCUAUCUCGGGCAGCUUCAUCCUGUUGUACUUAUUAUUUUUUAUGUCAACUGGUUAUGCCCGAGUUCAAACCUCACUUAUUCUGCAGGGUACGAUUCCAGUAAUUCCACUUCAUAUUUUCUCCAACAAAUCGGACACACGCUUCAGUUACUGA